CUGGAUAAUAUGCCUGUCGUCUCUUCAGCGUCAUCUGGAGCGGUAAAUGCUGACCCUCAAUCAGUGAACCUGGCUCAUGAGGGUGAGGAGGCCGAGUGGCUUGAUGAUGAGCUUGAUGCUAUAGCCCAACAAGAUCUCUCGGACGCAAAGUUCCAAGCUGCCAAACGUCACUUUCAGAGCCUCGCAAAUCCUUCUAUGGAAGAUAAGAUUCGCCUUGAAGCUGCUAGGAUGGAAGACGAAGCACGAAAGAGAAGGGUUGCAGCCAAAGAGGCUUUUGAGGCAGAAAACCAAUCGAGGAACUCUAAUUAUGAAGAUUCAGGGGCUAUUUCCGACGAGCAAGUUUCUGUUGAUGUUGUGGCGCAAUCAUGGAAAGAGACCGUGCAGCCCUCCCAGGACACCGCCGAGUCAAGAGGCCAGGGCCAACAACUGCGAGUACCUCGGAACAGAAAAAAUAGACUUUCAGCCGAGGAAAAGCGCAAGAGCAAGAAGUAUGGCUUCGAGUCUGAGUUUCUCAAGGUCCUCAAGGCUCCAAAUGUUAUUGAAGAUGCACACGCUAGUGCUUCUGCACAAGCCAUGCCUGAGUUUAGCGAGAAAAACAAAGAGAAAGCAUUCACGCAGAUGAUUGCUAGUAUUCCUGCUGCAGAUCUUGCAGAAGCAAAGUCGGACCGAAACAAAAUCAGAGAGGCAAGCAGAAGGUUUAGGAAAAUCGCUAGGCUUGAUGGAAAAGGUGGAUAUCGCAUCCCGGGCUUGAAGACAAGCUUAUACCACUAUCAGCUUCAAGGGGCAGCUUUCAUGCGCGAUCGGGAGAACUCAUCAGUCCAACCUUUGGGCGGAUUUCUGUGUGACUUCAUGGGAUUUGGCAAGACAAUACAAGCACUGGCAAACAUUGUAGAUGGACGGCCUACAGACCCGAAUGACCCUAUCUACACCACCCUCAUCAUCGUUCCCUCGCCGCUGGUUACUCAUUGGAAUAACCAAAUCAUCAAUCACUGUGAUGGCAUCGAUGGCAGCGAGGUUCUCACUUAUGACGCUAGAACAAGACUCAACACCCUAGAUACCGCGAAGAGCCUGCAGAAAUAUAGUGUGAUAAUCACCACCUACGAGGAGGUCCGAAGGUCAUAUCCCAAAUGCAGCAAGUUGUCAGUGCCGAGCGGGAGUCAGGAGGAAGUGUCCGCAUGGUGGGACAAACAUUAUGAAGAGAAUGUCGGCCCCCUUCACAAGAUCAAAUUUCUUCGAAUCAUACUGGAUGAAGGACACAUGAUCAAGAAUCAUGCUUCAGCUGUGUCAAUUGCUGUCCGUGCUUUGACUGGUCUUUAUAAAUGGAUUUUGACUGGCACCCCAAUACACAAUUAUCUCGAUGAACUAUACCCUCAAUUCGACUUCCUGGGUGUACCCGGCACUCAGGACCAUGAAAAGUUUUUCAAAGACUUCUGCCGAGAUGAGAACGGUCAUAGUCGCUUGGUUAAUUUAUUACGAUCCUUCAUGUUCCGCCGGACUCAUGCAAGCCGCCUCUUCACGUUUCCAAUUGUCAAGCUACCGGACGUUAAGGAUAGAACCAUCUCGGUCAGAUUUUGCGAUGCGGAGCGUGUGAUCUACAAUGCUAUCCAGGAUGUUUUCUUCGAGAGAUUCAAUAAAUGCGCGGAGGAAAAGCAUCCUAAGCUGGCUCAAUACCGAUGCUCUCUGACAAUGAUAUUGAAGCUCCGCAUGUUCUGCAGUCACCUUCUCACAGCACAUGAUAUGAUCAAGGCACUACUUUCAAAGGGAACUCUGAUGUCAAAACUCGGAAGAAUGUCGAAUCAGCAAAAGGAUCCACAAGAUCCCUCGUUCAUCAUCAUACAAAGACUGAUUUCGGUCCGUACAAACCCAACAGCCAUAUCGGACAAAGAAAAGGAGCAUCUAGGUCACUCCACAAGCCUUCAGGGAGACAAGGAGAAAUUGGUGAAGAAUUAUUAUGAGUAUAUGCGCCGGCUUCAUGACGAAGAAGAAUGGGAUGAACGUCUCGAGAGGAACGAAUGCCCUCAAUGCCGGUCUAUUCCCGUGUAUCCCGUUAUCACGUCGUGUCAUCAUUUAUACUGCGAAGAAUGCUACAGCUCUCUCUCUGUCAAUGAGAGUCCAGGGCAAGACAAACCCACGUGCUGCACUUGCCAGGAGCCCAUUCAGGAAGCUGCCUACUACGACAUGGACGAAGAGUUAGAGACUCAGCAGACGCAGCGAGAAGUGCCAAAGACACAAUCAAAAAGAAAGGGUGCCACGAAGCGCAAGUCACAGAAGUCAUUCCGUGGGAGCGCUUCAAUCAAUGCCAACAUGGAGCCGACUUCCGUGUCGGACGCAGAUGAGGAGACUGACUGGAUCCAAGCAUGCGCUGGUCAGAUGCCGUCCGCGAAGCUGACCAAGCUCCGAGAAUUGAUAGCUCAAUGGCUAGCGGAGUCGCCUAAAAAUAAGGUUGUGGUCUUUACCCAGUUCCUCGACUUCGUCCGGAUCAUGCACAUCAUGUGCCAGACGCAGGGUUGGUCGGCUGCCUGUUUGACAGGGAAAAUGAAUCUGGCCAAACGAGAAGCAAGCAUGAAGCAGUUCAGCGACGUGAACGGCAACACGAAUAUCAUGCUGGCGAGUCUGAAGGCUGGUGGCAUCGGGCUGGAUCUGACGGCAGCGAACAAGUGCAUUCUGAUAGACCUGUGGUGGAAUGAAGCAAUACAGGACCAGGCAUUUUGUCGUCUGUGGCGCCAUGGACAAACGCAGGAAGUGGAAUACGUCAAACUCAUUGUCGAGGACACGAUCGACGACCAUCUUCUCAACCUGCAACGCGCGAAGAUGACAGAGAUCGAUGAAACCAUCGGCGAUGGUGUUCUGGAAGAUCGCGCUACCAUGAAAUUCUUGCUUGAGAUGUUUGCUGAUGUCGAGGUAGAAGACAACGGCAUCUACAGGUUGAGCCGCAAAGGAACGGAGAAGAACAAGCCGCGAGCGAGAUCAAAUGGUAAAGGGAAGAAGAAGCAGGACGACCCUCCGGAUGAAUCGGAGACUGAGUCCUGAAUUCAAAUCUCCUUCUUUCUUCCGGUCAACACUGAUUUCUUACCAUGUACAAG
This is a messenger RNA of Aspergillus aculeatinus CBS 121060, 3083 nucleotides long. Its product is annotated as putative SNF2 family helicase. Bases 10 to 3030 code for a protein of 1006 amino acids. Gene Ontology annotation, molecular function: ATP-dependent chromatin remodeler activity; ATP binding. The transcript has 7 exons. Lineage: Eukaryota; Fungi; Ascomycota; Eurotiomycetes; Eurotiales; Aspergillaceae. The record is from RefSeq and is a predicted model, not a curated record.